Molecule: messenger RNA, 2626 nt
Organism: Phalaenopsis equestris
Lineage: Eukaryota; Viridiplantae; Streptophyta; Magnoliopsida; Asparagales; Orchidaceae
Product: probable GTP diphosphokinase RSH2, chloroplastic
Exons: 6
Coding region: 366-2447 (693 amino acids)
Biological process (GO): guanosine tetraphosphate metabolic process
Cellular component (GO): chloroplast
Source: RefSeq, a predicted model, not a curated record
AUGACAACCAAGCCGCAAAGCAACAUACUGUACUUCUCUUCCGUCGGCUCAAGGAACCUUAACUUCGGGGAGAAUACUCCGGGCUCCCAAUUCACACUCGUGCCCUGUCGACUUUUCCGUUCUUCCUUCCUAGAACUUAGGGUUCCUUCCACGGAUUCUACUCCAAUCGCCAUCAAUUUGUUGCCUCCCCUCUAACACGGAAUCCAAAUUCGUUGACAAUCACACGUACGCCGCCUCGCUCUGUCUUGAAAAGAUCGUCUUUGCGCCUUGGUUCUCUGAAUCAUCUUCCGGCUGGACGUUCCAUUUGGUCCUCGUAUUACUCCGAAAAACAAAAAUACAAUUUGAUUCUUUAUCCAACUACGUCCAUGUCGGUGCCAGCAAUCACCCUCUACUCGGGUCCGCCGGGCGGCAUCUGUACGGUAGAUCUCGACCUCAAUUCCCGCCCUUCUUCCACGACGCAGCGGCCGAUCUCCGGCGGCCUUUCUUGCCUUUUCUCCUCAACCACCUCCCGAUCAUCCGCGGGCAUAUCUACCUCACUUGAGGAGCACAGCUCUCUCCGACAAGAUCGCUGCGACGAUCUCAGCUGCUCCUUUUCCUAUUCAUCCUCUUCCUUCAAAUGCCGGGACCAUAGCCCUGUUUCUGUCUUCCAUGGUCCUGUCUCCUGCAGCUCCGGAAGUAGCCAGUCGAGAAGCCCGCCAUCGAUUAGGGUUCCUCCUGGCGAGUGGAAGGCGGGGAGGGACCGGAUUUUUAGUCGAUUUGUAAGGCACGCCCUAGGUUCGUGCUUGGAUUAUGACUCUCCUAGCUUUCCAAUGCCCGGUGGCUUAAUUGAGGAGGAAGAGCUCGACUUUAGUUUUGAGGACAGUUUUCGCCAUAACUUUCCUCGGAAUUGCGAGCCUUAUGCUUUGAGAUUGCUUUCAGGAGCUCAAUCCAGGCAUAAGAUCUUUCAUGAAGAUAUUGUAAUUAAGGCUUUCUUUGAGGCUGAGAAGGCUCAUAGGGGGCAGGUAAGAGCGACCGGCGAUCCAUACUUGCAGCAUUGCGUGGAAACUGCAGUGUUGUUGGCACAUAUUGGUGCGAAUUCCUUGGUUGUAGCUGCGGGCCUGCUGCAUGAUUCUGUUGAUGAUUCUUUUAUGAGUUAUGGUUACAUUUUUCGAGUUUUUGGUGCUGGAGUAGCUGAUUUAGUUGAAGGGGUCUCUAAACUUAGUCAGUUGAGCAAGCUUGCUCGUGAUAACAACACUGCAAGUAGAACCAUUGAGGCGGACCGGUUGCACACAAUGUUUCUAGCCAUGGCAGAUGCAAGAGCAGUUCUCAUAAAGCUAGCGGACAGACUUCACAACAUGAUGACACUUGACGCUUUACCUUUGGUUAAGCAACAGAGGUUUGCAAUGGAAACUCUGGAAAUUUUCACUCCUUUAGCCAACAGAUUAGGGAUAUUUACUUGGAAGGAACAGCUUGAGAAUUUGUGCUUUAAACAUCUCCAUCCUGAUCUGUACGCUGAGCUUUCUUCUGAACUUGAGACUCAUUUUGAUGAAAAAUUGAUUCAAUCAACGAUAGAGAAAUUAGAGAAGGGUCUUAAAGAUGAAGGUGUGUCCUAUCAUACUCUCUGUGGUAGGCAGAAGAGCUUGUACAGCAUUCACCGUAAGAUGCUAAAAAAGAAGCUCCAUAUGGAUGAGAUCCAUGACAUUCAUGGUUUGCGUUUGAUUGUUGAGAAGGAGGAAGAUUGCUUUGCAGCACUCAAUGUUGUUCAUAGUUUAUGGCCCAAAAUUAGUGGAAGAUUCAAAGACUACAUAACCCAUCCAAAGAUUAAUGGGUAUCAAUCUUUGCACACUGUUGUUAUGAGCAAGGAAUGCAUCCCUCUUGAAGUUCAAAUCAGAACGAAGGAGAUGCAUCUGCAGGCAGAGUUUGGAUUUGCUGCGCACUGGAGAUAUAAAGAAGGAGACUGUGAGCACUCAUCUUUUGUGCUCCAAAUGGUGGAAUGGGCUAGAUGGGUGGUCACUUGGCAGUUGGAAACCAUGAAGGAUGACCAGGCUGCUUCUUUUGGUGGCCGCUCAGCUUCUACGCAAUCAUGUCCUUUUCCUUCUCAUUCUGAUGAUUGCCCUUUUUCCUACUCCCAGCAGACAGAUCGUGAUGGGCCUGUUUAUGUCAUCGUGCUUGAGAAUGAAAAGAUGUCUGUCCAUGAACUCCCAGAGAAGUCAACAGUGAUGGAUGUACUUGAAAAAGCUGGGCGAGGUGGCACAAGAUGGAGCUCAUGUUCGUUCCCUUUCAAGGAGGAGCUGAGGCCUAAACUAAACCACAAGCCAGUGAGCGAUCCCUCUCAGAAGCUGAAGAUGGGGGACGUAGUUGAGCUAACACCUGCCAUCCCUGACAAGUCUUUGGUGGAAUACAGAGAAGAAAUUCAGAGGAUGUAUAAUAGUGGAUUGAGCGUCUCAAGUCGUUUGAGAAGAAGUUGACAGGUUUUAAUGUUUCCUUAACCAUGUUGUGCUUAGUCCUCAGCAGCUCUGCUUAUCAUUGAUUCAUUGUAAAUAUUAAGUAAACUGUUAUAUGCAGCAGCAUUUAUGGAAAUCUAUCUAUUUUGGUUCAAUUAUUUGUUUUUUAGAAAGGGCGAUUUACAAGCAUACCCUCAAUUCUU